AUGAUCGUCAUCCAUGGAAGCCAAAACAACCGAGGGUUUCUUGUUGGAUUCGAGAAAGUUUCCGCUUUCGAUCGACUUGAUGCCGUCUUCAUCCUUCUCCUCGUGUUUGCUCCCCACUAGCUCUCUCAGAUGGAAUGGCAGAUCCAGCUAAUUAUGGGAAUCCUGAUCGCGAAACUGAGCAGGCCCUUCUUGCAUUGAAGAAAGGAUCCCAGCUAAUCAAAUAUAGUCGGAAAGGAAAACCUAAAUUUUGCCCAUUCAGAGUUUCAAGUAUUUGCAAAGACCAAGCUGAAGCAGAAGUGUGGUUUACAGGCCUUAAUGCAUUAAUCCCUUCAGGCCCACAGAGACGUAGUGUAGUAGAUGGGCAAAGUGAUAGAAUAUCAUGUUCUGAUGAUGGAGAUUUUGGUCGCCUUUAUGGUGCAUCAUUAGAUAUUACUUCAAGUACUAAUAGCCGUGAAUCUUUUUCAUACUCGAGAAGAUCAGAUGUGGGAUCAGACCAUGCAAAUAUGCAGCUAAGAAUAGUCUCUGGGGAUGUUGGUAGAGUCAGUGUUUCUAGUGCCCCCAGCUGUUCUAGUCAAGGCUCUGGUCAAGAUGACAUUGAAUCUUUAGGUGAUGUUUAUGUUUGGGGAGAGGUGUGGUGUGAUGGUGGCCCAUCAGAUGGAUGCUUGUGUUCAAAAACGGAUGCUUUGAUUCCUAGACCUUUAGAAUCAAAUGUAGUAUUGGAUGUUCAACAGAUUGCUUGUGGUUCCAGGCAUGCUGCUCUCGUUACAAGGCAAGGAGAGGUAUUUACAUGGGGUGAGGAAUCGGGUGGUAGGCUUGGGAAUGGAAACGAUGCAGAUGUGAGUCGACCUCAUUUAGUAGAUACAGUGACAGUUUGCAAUGUGGAGACAGUUGCAUGUGGUGAAUAUCACACUUGUGCUAUUUCUUCUGCAGGGGACUUAUUCACUUGGGGAGAUGGCACCUAUAAAAUUGGACUUCUGGGCCAUGGCACUGCUGUCAGUCACUGGAAACCUAAAAGAGUUUCUGGCCCUCUUGAAGGAGUUCAAGUUCUAUCACUUGCAUGUGGCACAUGGCACUCUGCGUUGACUACUUUCAAUGGGAAAGUAUAUACAUUUGGUGAUGGAACAUUUGGUGUCUUGGGACAUGGUGAUCGAGAGAGUGUUGCAUACCCCAGAGAAGUGGAAGCUCUGAAUGGGUUAAGGACCGUGAGGGUUGCAUGUGGAGUGUGGCAUUCAGCAGCAAUUGUUGAGGUAUCGGGACAAUCAGGUAUUAAUGUUAUUUCCAGAAAAUUAUUUACCUGGGGUGCUGGAGACAAAUAUCGGUUGGGUCACGGGGACAAAGAAGAACGUUUGAUACCUACCUGUGUCCCUUCACUUAUAGAGUACAACUUCCAUCAGCUGGCCUGUGGACAUGACAUGACUGUUGCCCUUGCAACAUCCGGACAUGUUUUGACAUGGGGAAGUACAGCAUAUGGUCAGCUAGGAAAUCCACAGUCUGAUGGUAAACUGCCUUGUGUAGUGCAAGAUAGACUCUCAGGUGAGUUAAUUGAAGAGAUUGACUGUGGAGCAUAUCAUGUAACUGUUCUUACUUCACGAAGUGAAGUUUAUACAUGGGGAAGCGGUGCUAAUGGAAGAUUAGGACACGGAGAUACUGAAGAUCGAAAGACACCUACUCUUGUAGAAGCUCUGAAAGAUAGGCAUGUCAAGAGUAUAUCAUGCGGUUCAAAUUUUACAGCAUGCAUUUGCAUUCACAAGUGGAUAUCCAGUGCAGACCAAUCAGUCUGCUCAGGGUGUCGACAAGCAUUUGGAUUUACUAGAAAGAGGCAUAAUUGUUAUAACUGUGGACUAGUACACUGCCAUGCCUGUAUUUCAAAAAAGGUUUUGAAAGCUGCACUAGCUCCAACUCCUGGCAAACCACACCGAGUAUGUGAUUCUUGUUAUUCCAAAAUAAAAGUUGGAGAGUCUGGUAUUUCCUCAACUCUGGGCAAGAAAAAUGCAGUUUCUCACCGAUCUACUGAUAUCAAGGAGAAGUUUCAUCGAGGAGGAACAAGAUCUUCUAGAGUUUUAUUAUCUACUAAUACAGGGGCAAUAGCUGCACCGACACCUCCUCCUCUUCCAGCCAAUGCCUAUUCCAAACCUUCAUCUCCAUUUUCUAGAAGACUAAAUGCUCAGCCUAUAUCUUCUGGAAGUUUCUUGGAUAGCCUUAAGAUGAAUAAUGAACAACUCGACAAGGAAGUUAUAAGAUUACAAGCUCAAGUCAGAAAUCUGAAGCGCAAAUAUGAACUUCAAGAGCUAGCAUUGAAAAAGUCUGAAAAGAAAGCUGAAGAAGCUACUUCUCUAAUAGCGGAGGUAUCGACUAAUUGCAGUACUGUAGCAAAAUAUAUCAAAUCAGUUGAACUACAGCUGAAGAAUUUGGCUGGGAAAGUUCCAAAAGAGGUGGGCGAUAACUUAAAAGCCAUUCUUAAGCAAGCAGAAUCAUUGUUGAAAGAUAAAGGAAGUCAUGCAUCAAAACUUCCUUCAUCCUUGAUGAAGUCUUCUGAAAAUGGUGUUGACAUCCAUUAUGAAAGAACACAGAACCAUAAAGAUAAGUCAGCUGUUGCUAACACCAGGGAGGCUACAGGUCAGCAGAAUAUUGAGAAUGGCUCUAGUGGUGUAGAAGUGACUGAGCAAUUUGAGCAUGGCGUAUAUGUAACUCUUGUUCAGAACCCAGAUGGUACGAGAGAUUUCAAAAGGGUCCGAUUCAGGUAGUCUCUUGCCACCGCUGUUUUUAUGCACACAUGCGCAUAUUUCACACCAUUUGAAUGUGAUAGAAGGACACUGCUUCUCAGUAAGAAAAUGUAGGGAACUAGAAAUAUUUAUUUAACCUACAGGUGUAACAAACUUCUUUCUGUUUCUUUUAGGUUUACCUUCUCAUCUUUUUUGUUCCAAGUAGCCAUGUAUCAUGUAUGUCGAGAGCAUUAGUCUUCUAUAACUAGCCAUUGGGACUGCUGAAAAUCUCUAGUCUAUAGAGUCAACAAGCAGUAUUUAGAGUUGGUCACAGGCAAUAAAUAAGUAAUAGAAAUAGAUAAAUUAAAUAUGUACAGUUUUAUUUUUUUUCCUUUUAAAUUAUCUAAUCUUUAUUGCAGAAAUUAGUAUGCAUACUAGUGUUAUACCCACGUGUUGCUGCGGGAAAUUUUUUUCAAGAUGAAUUAUUUACCAAAAUAAUAAAAUAAAAUCUAAACGAUAAACAUGUAAGAAAGUUAGCAACAAUUCUUUUUGCUAUGAUUUUAUCAUGCUAAAAACUUUAUUAUAGCCAUGAAUGUUUGAAUUGUGCUUUAAAUUUGUUAAACUUACUAUACACAUAAUGAGAACAAAAGAGU
This is a messenger RNA of Asparagus officinalis (garden asparagus), 3355 nucleotides long. RefSeq lists its product as uncharacterized. Lineage: Eukaryota; Viridiplantae; Streptophyta; Magnoliopsida; Asparagales; Asparagaceae. Gene Ontology annotation, molecular function: metal ion binding. Bases 135 to 2744 code for a protein of 869 amino acids. The record is from RefSeq and is a predicted model, not a curated record. The transcript is spliced from 6 exons.